AAAAAAAAAACGAUACGAGAAUUGGGAAAUCGGAGAAUGGAGCAACCGACGAAAGAGACGACAGUGAAAUCGGAGGUUCCAAUGAAUGAUCAGAACCCGAAGCCACCGCAUAGUGCUGAUCUGAAACCAUUGGAUAAAGGAGCUGAAGAUGCGAGUUCUGUGAUCUCUUUAUCUGAUGAAUCUACGCUACAGGUUGAAAUCGAGACCAAAGGCGGCGAUCAUGCCCCGCCGGCUCGUACAGCUUCCGGAUCGAGGAAAUCGGUCCAUUGGAAUCCCGAAUUGGUUUCUGAAUCUCCGGCACCGGAUCAGAAGGCCGUCUCGUCCUCCUCCGCCGCCGGAUCUAAUCCUUACGUCGCUCGUGCUCCAGCUGAAACUUCGGAUGCCUCGUUGAAAGAAACGAUGGAAUCUGUGAAAGGUGUGCUUGGGAGAUGGGGGAGGAAGGUUGGAGAAGCCGCAAUGAAGGCCGAGAGCCUUGCCGGUAACACAUGGCAACACCUGAAAACUGCUCCCAGUUUUGCGGAUGCUGCAAUGGGAAGAAUUGCACAGAGUACAAAGGUUCUGGCCGAAGGAGGGUAUGAGAAAAUCUUCCGGCAAACCUUUGAAACAGUUCCAGAGGAGCAGCUGCAAAACUCGUUUGCAUGCUACUUGUCAACCUCAGCUGGUCCAGUCAUGGGUGUUCUUUACAUAUCUACUGCUAAGCUUGCCUACUGUAGUGAUAACCCUCUCUCUUAUAAAAAUUCUGGCCAAACUGAAUGGAGCUAUUAUAAGGUAGUAAUCCCAUUACAUCAGCUUAAGUCGGUUAACCCUUCGACAAGCAUAGUUAAUCCCGCAGAAAAGUACAUCCAGGUAAUCUCGGUCGACGACCAUGAGUUUUGGUUCAUGGGUUUCUUGAACUACGAAGGAGCUGUCACAUCUCUGCAAGAUACAUUGCAAGCCGGUGCCUUACAGUCAGUGUGAAAUAUAUACCCUGGUGCAUUCUUGAUCACAAUAGCCUUUUUUUUUUUUUUUGCAAACUUAAAAUUAUUUGAUUCUCAUUCUUAAUCAGUUACCAUGUCUUAAUAUACCAAUAUCAUUCCUUUGCUUUUUUUUUUUCUUAAGAUAUUAGGACAUGGUUGUAAUAAAAUAGAUGAUUUUGUUGUUACUCUUACUGUCCUCAUUGCACUAUGUGAUAUGCAGACAUAACUCUUAUUUCA
Messenger RNA from Capsella rubella, 1193 nucleotides. RefSeq names its product GLABRA2 expression modulator. NCBI's taxonomy places the organism in Eukaryota, Viridiplantae, Streptophyta, Magnoliopsida, Brassicales, Brassicaceae. The coding region runs from base 37 to 957 and encodes 306 amino acids. The record is from RefSeq and is a predicted model, not a curated record. The transcript has 4 exons.